Molecule: messenger RNA, 3495 nt
Organism: Erpetoichthys calabaricus (reedfish)
Lineage: Eukaryota; Metazoa; Chordata; Cladistia; Polypteriformes; Polypteridae
Gene: wrap53
Product: WD repeat containing, antisense to TP53
Exons: 11
Coding region: 401-2026 (541 amino acids)
Biological process (GO): Cajal body organization
Cellular component (GO): Cajal body
Molecular function (GO): protein binding; RNA binding
Source: RefSeq, a predicted model, not a curated record
CUCGCGAGGGUUCGGUGGCACUGUUAUGGCUGCUUCCUUGUAGCUAUAGUGGAAAAUGUGAGCUCGGCUUUCAGUUUUGGAUUAUAUUUUUUUUUGCAAAAUCCAGAAUUAAGAGACGUGUUUGUAGCCAAACCACGCUGAACAGUGGAAAAGGCAGUGUGUCUGUGAGACGGAGGUGCACACCAGGUUGUGUUUAAGAGGCGGCGAGAGAAGAAAGCCGCAUUGUUGAAAGGUAACCUAGAGCAGAGCUGUGAUGAGUGCUGUCCUCUUCAGAAACUUCCACACAAAAUACCACCAGGAUCCUGGAAGAAGGCGUACCAAAAACUUCAAAAAGCACUAUCCUAGUAGCACAUUUCAAAGAUCUAUUUGAUGCUGAUGCGGGAGAAUUUGAGAGAACACAAUGGCUACAGAGUGCACCACAGCUAUUGGGACUGAGGCAGAGACUGGUACUUCACAGACCCCGUUAACAUCAGAUGAAAACCUGGAUAAGCUUACACCAGGUGAGAAUGAUGAGCCUGCUGCAAAACUUCAACGCAUUGAGAUAUGUGGAUCGGUUAUUGCACUACAGGAUGAGAACAUAGCUGAUGUCCCUUCAGUUUUGACCAGUACCAAUACAGGAACAUCUAAUGACUAUCUGGAGGACAUAAAGAUAACAUUGUCCCCAAAAUGUAGCCCUUCAGCUGUUGAUGAAGGUGUGCCAGCCCAGUUCAAUGGUGACAACUUGUUGAAGGUCUGUGAAAAACUGGAAGAUUCUGAACAGAAUGGGCAGCCUGAUACUGCGAUAGGAAUGCUACCAGAGGAAGUGAGCAGUAGUCAAGGAGAGAGCCAUUUCCAUAUGGUUGAAUUUGACUUCAUCACUGAGCCCCAACUAUUAACAGGAUCCUGGGCAGAGUAUUCUGGUACUACAGAAAAUUUUUUAAAAGGCUGCAAAUGGGCACCAGAUGGCUCCUGCAUUCUAACAAACAGUGCCGACAAUGUCUUGCGCCUCUAUAAUCUACCUCCUGAAAUGUACAGCCAGGAUUGGGAGGGUCUUCCAGAAAUUAAUGCAGUGUUGCGGAUGACUGAAGGGGAUACAAUUUAUGACUAUUGCUGGUAUCCAAUCAUGACUUCCUUGGAUCCAGAAACAUGCUUCAUUGCAAGCAGCAGUCGAGACAAUCCUAUCCAUCUUUGGGAUGCUUUCUAUGGUGAUGUCAGAGCAACAUUUCGUCCAUAUAAUCAUUUGGAUGAAUUGACUGCUGCACAUUCGCUCUGUUUUUCUCCUGAUGGAACCCAGCUUUUCUGUGGCUUUGACAAGAUGGUACGCAUCUUCGAGACUUCCCGCCCUGGGCGAGAGUGUGAAAAAAGGCCAACCUUAGUGAAGAAGCAGGGGCAAAAUGGAAUCAUCUCUUGUAUCGCAUUCAGCCAUGUACAGGACAUCUAUGCCUGUGGCUCCUACUCAAAGACCGUGGGACUAUACUCUCGAGAAGAAGGCAUUCCAAUUGCGGUUUUACAGGGUCACCAAGGUGGUGUCACACAUAUGAUCUUCGCUCCUGAUGGUAACCUUCUGUAUACUGGGGGAAGAAAGGAUCCUGAAAUUCUGUGCUGGGACUUGCGAGAACCUGGGAAGGUACUUUUUUCAAUGCAGAGGACAGUCACUACCAACCAGAGAAUGUACUUUGACCUUGAUGUGACAGGGCGUUAUUUACUCACUGGUAAUACCAAAGGUGCCAUUUAUGUUUGGGAUACUUUACUUCAGCGGCCUGGAGACAAGGAAUCGGUCUUACAGCCAGCACUUCAGUUUGAUGCACAAAAAGACUGCAUUAAUGGAAUCAGUUUGCACCCUCACAUGCCCUUGCUGGCCUCAGCAUCAGGUCAACGCAAAUUUCCAGAACCUUCUGAAAGUGGAGACGAGUCAGACACAGAUGGAGUCCUCCUGACACAUCGCCACAUCAGAGGAGAAAAUUCCCUCAUGCUGUGGUGGGCUGGACCCAAGCAGCCAGAGCAUAUCGACUGCCACGUGGAGCUCCCUACAGAGGCCGUGGCAUAAACUGCAGUUGAACCACCAUUUUAAAACUACUUUGUUGUAAUGUUUCAUCUUGUAACUGGUUGCUUUUGUAAAUUUACUGUAUAAUAUGUAAGCACUAAAGAUGCAGUAACAGUUUGUGAAUUUUUAUGCAUUAAGAAAACUGAGUGACGUAGUAUUUGAGGUGUUUUCUAAAAAGAAGGUGUUUUGGUUAAAGAUGAUGUGGUCCAGAGUGUCACAAUUGGAGAUUCACAUGAAUAUAAUCCAAAGAGAUGUUUUUAAGGUGGAGUGUAUAUACACAUUGAUCAAAAAAACACUGCAUUAGUUGCUUUUCACAGUAGGUGCUCCGCUCCCAAUCAACAUCUGACUUUAUUAUAUAAGGGCUAUUUUUUGUCCUGGUUGGAAUGUUUUAAUUUUCUGUUUUUAAAUAAUUUCUUAGUUCUUGGCCCUACGUAGCAGAUAUUUAAGAAUUGAAAAAUUCCUAAAUAAAAGUUAAGAAUGAAGAGUGAAUGAUUUCAUACUGCAUUCUUUGACCAUCACCAGCCCAUAUGUUUGAUUCAACAACAUUUAAUUAAUGAAGCAGUACCAAACACCUAAUGAUAUUUAAAUGAUCAAAAUUAAACCAAAUUGUAUAAAAUAAAAACAAAAAAUACUGAGAAUGUGUUAUAACGCCCUGGCAGGUCAAGGUGUUAGCUCAGCCAUUUAGUGUAUGCUUAACUGAUGGGCCUGGUAUGGCUGUUGAAUGUGAGAGUUUGGUGUGGCACUGCCUUUUGUCUGUCUUUGUCAAGCUUACAAUUAAGAUGAGAGAUUCGGGCCUUCUUGUAUGUACUUCAUAACCAAGCACAGCAACAGUUGUAAAUAUUUUGAGAAUAUCAAUAUAUUUUUGUGUUAUAUAGCUAGAUCUGUUCAGUACAGUUGUAUUAUUAUAUAAGCUAUGGUUUGAGAAUACUUGCAACCAAUCACGAUAAUUGUACACUCAUCGACUUUGUCAUUAGGCAUCAUGAAACAGGCGUUAGCUGGCUGAACUUUUCAUAUCCUUAUAAAAUUCUACUGUACAGUUUGCCAUUUUUGAUUGGUAAAUAGAUUUUUUUGAAUAAACUUUAAGUAUUUAAUUAUGAAAACUGUUCUUGUUCAUGUAAGGAGUCUUCUACCCUGAAAUUAUUUUAGGAACUGGAUGCCAAAUAUUUGUCGUUUGUUUUUUUAACUUUUGUUAAAUACAUUUUGAAGAUGAAUGUGAUAUUUAUGAAUGUUACAGUAAUAAUUGUAUGUUACAUUUAAAAGGAGUGGGAUUGCCAGCUUGAUAUUUGACUUUCACAAUAAUUCCUGUAUUUUACAUUUAAAAGUAGUGGGGUUGCAAUAUUGUCUGACAUUUUUUAGACAUGGAACAGCAACAGAGAUAUAGCCAUCCUGAAAAAUAUUACUAAUAAUGGGUAGAGUGUGUGCUCCUUAUCAUUAUGUAAUUUCUUUAAAUAAAAUUAUUAUUUUGCUUAUAA